Molecule: messenger RNA, 4749 nt
Organism: Akanthomyces muscarius
Lineage: Eukaryota; Fungi; Ascomycota; Sordariomycetes; Hypocreales; Cordycipitaceae
Exons: 3
Coding region: 1-4749 (1582 amino acids)
Biological process (GO): actin filament severing; barbed-end actin filament capping
Molecular function (GO): phosphatidylinositol-4,5-bisphosphate binding; actin filament binding
Source: RefSeq, a predicted model, not a curated record
AUGUCCGACGAAGUGUCCCAGUUCCUCGAGCAGGUCGAGCAGCUGCGCGGCAAGCAGAUUGAGGAUGACCAGCUCAGAGCCCGCGAGCGCGAGGAGUUUAUGGCGGCCAAGCGAGAGCGCCAGGCCAGAAGAGAAGAGCGCGCACGAUCAAUCUCGCCGCAAAAAUCUUCACCCGCAAACACUCCGUCUCCGCGCGCCAAUGCCCGCGCCGUCAACCUAUCCGACUCGCUGAAGUUCGACUCCUCCCUUAACCUUGACGACGCCCGCGAAUCCUCAGUGGAACUGGCACGCGGGAUGGGAUACUCGAACUCGCCCACAAAGGAGAACGAGGCACCGAUUGGCGUCGAGUCCAAGCAAGACGCCACCGUUGGUGCCUCUGACGCCGGUCUUGCCAGAACCUCGACGCUGUCCUGGCAGCAGCGCCGGCCCAACUCGCGCGGCGGCACCGCUUCACGCCCGCUGAGCAUGGUGGCCGCGCAGAAUGCCACGCAACGUGGUGUCGCCCGCAUGCAAGAUCCGCAGCCCCCUGCUGCGACACCCGAACACCAGACCCUCACGAGAGAAGACAUCGCCAAGACGCUGGGCUUGAAGGAUCCCUCGUGGUUCCGCCAGACGGCUGAACGUGGCCAAGCCUCCGCUGCUUUUAGGAAGAACCAGGUGGAAGACGGUGAUACCAUGGACAUGUCGUCUGUCAAGGCUCAAUUGCCCGGCAUGUCAGGCGUGGAAAAGGAAUCCGUGGCAAGCCCGACAUCUGCUACUCUUGCGUCCCCACUGCCACUCAAUCCACCGGCCUUUGACUUUGCGGCGGAAAGGCAAGCUGACACCGACUUGCCCAGCGGCCGAAGUUCGCCUACCCGCUCUGCCUCUCCUACAAAGGGCCUGGGUGGGUUUGUUCAGAGUGCCAUGUUGAAGAGAAGCGACAGCAUUAAGCGCUGGAGCGUUACCAGCCCUCCUGGCUUAAGCCGUGCCGAUUCGGUCUCUGGUAACAUUGCUGGUCACAAGGGAGAAGCAGUAAGAGGAAGCCCACGACCGCGGAGCACGAUUAGAGAAUCUGCUACGCCGGAUUCCAGCCGACCUACGUCACGAAGCGGCAUCAAGGAAGAGAGCGCAUCUCCCGACCCCUCAAGCCAAGGGACUCUAAGCCGCGAGCCAAGCGAUUUGAAAAUUCCCACCAGCCCUUCCAAAACAAUGGAUUCGAGACGAUGGAGCCCGACCAAGUCCAGCUGGCUGGAAAGCGCCCUGAACCGACCCGAGUCCCCUCGACCGCAGCACAAGUCCAAUCAGUCGCAGCCCGAAUGGAUGUCGGAGCUGGCCCGCAGCAAGGCCGCAAGCCCCAGCGGCGAAGGCAGUCGCCCAGGCUCGCCUUCAAAGCAUCCCGUCAGCAUCGGCGGCCUCAUGAGAACGACACCAUUUGAUGGAGGCGCGAAAACCAACACGACCGGCCUGGGUGGAAUCUACUCUCCGCCUCCAGGUGGCAACAGACCGCAAUUCGGGCACGCUGCUAAGCAGAGCUUUUCUAUGGCUUCAACCGUGCGACCGUCCUCGAGCUUCGAAGCUGAACCUCCGCAUACCCCUACGCCAAGGGAAGCCAAGCCAGAUCUUAAGCGAGAAGUCAAGCCGGAAGUCAAGCCGGAAGUCAAGCCGGAAGUCAAGCCGGCAUUGAAGCCAGAGGUGAAGUCAGAAGCGAGGUCCGAUACUAAGCCGGACACGGAUACGGAUGCGCGGUCGCAGCCCAAGCCGGAGCCUGUGAAGCGGAUAGCCUUAGCUUCCCCCCCGGCUCUCAAGCCCAAGCCCGCUGUGCCACCGACGAAGGACUUCCGCUCAAGCUUAAAACCCCGUCCUGUCGACACUGACGCCAAAGCAUCCGAAGAACCCGAGUUCAGAAAUGCUCUGGGCAACUUGCGUCGCACCAAGACACAGAACUAUGUCGCGCCUGAUGAACUGAAAGGGAAUAUUCUUCGCGGCAAAGCUGGCCUUGCUGCUAGCGGUGGCCCGCAAAAGACGGAGCGAAAGGACGAAUUCAAAGAUUCGAUUCUCAAGAAGCGAGAAGACUUCAAGAAAGCUCAAGCUGAUGGGAAAGGUGUUGCACGAACUGUUGCAGCUGCUUCGGCUCCAGCAGCUUUACCGGAGGGUCUGGCCAGGAGAGCCGAGCUGGGCAAGGGUGGUUCCGUCCGGGGCAACAACCCUGUCACUGGUUCAUCUGCCGCUGCCGCCAAGAAGCCAGAGCCAUUUAAGCCAGUACCUGCGCCGAAGCGAGUCCCCAGCGGCGCUGCCUCGGCUGCCACAAAGAACCCCGGGCCCGAAAAGCCUCGCCGCGUCUCCACCGAACCCCAGAGAAAGGCCAGCAUCGAAGCCCGUCGGGUGCCCAGCAUGAAGAAGGAGACUACGGCGCCGGCGAGCCUGCAGCAAGGUCGUGCUGGGGCUGGUAAGCUCGCAGACCGUUUCAAUCCCAGUCUUGCCAAUAUGCUUGCGCGAGGUCCGCCCCCAAUGGCAUCAAAUGCAGGGCAACGGUCUGAAGACAAUGGAGCGAGCGCCAGCCCUGUGGCCGAGCCAUCCGCACCCGGACCGCAGUUGACACAUAUGACCAAGGGACGAGCUCGUGGGCCUAAGAGAAAGGUUCCGACGUCUGCCGCUGGCGCAAAGGCUAGCGCUGCGCCGGCAGCUACGGCGGCUCCUGUAGAGGAGCCCACGAAGCCCUCGCCAAGAACCGAGGAGGCCAAAGUAGCAGCCACUGAGCCCGAGAGGAAGCCCGGUGCUAUGUCUGUUCAAGAGCAAGUUGCGGCCCAGGCAGCUGCUCGUAGCAAACCUCCGCCGCAGCGGCCUUGGGAAUCAGCGGCAAGCAAAGCAAGCGCCGACGCCAGCUCGUCGCCCAAGACACCUUUGCAAAAGUCAUCCUUCAACCAGGCAAACAGUGCAGUUACCUCGCCUUCACACGACGCCUUUCCUGGAAAGAGCACCAUUGCAGAGAAGAGACAGUCUAAGCCGCUGAGUGCUAACCGCCUCUCUAAGUUUAUAGACAGUGUUGAAGAGAAAUCUGACAAGCCGAGCCCUUCGCCAAAGCCUCUCGCGCCAGCCAAGGUCACGCCUUCAUCUAAUUCUGCCUCCUCGCCCAAUUCUGAAGUUUCGUCAAAGCUGGCGCCCUCACCGCGAUCCGUCGCCUCGCCCAAGUCAGCUUCCUCAAAGCCAGCUUCGAUCAGUGUUCCUUCGUCCGCGCCUAUUUCACCAGAGAAGCCUACCACACCACGACAGAAGCAUGCCACAUCACAAGAGCAGCCUACCACACCACGGGAGAAACCCACUACACCGCGGGAGAAGCAGAGCGAAAGACAGUUUGCGUCUCCCGCUCAUGCCAUGCCCUCCAGAACAUUUGGUACCAUCGGCCCAGGCUCGCCCUCUAGAAGCUUUGGCACCAUCGGCCCAGGUUCACCCAGGCCGACACUACAUGGACCCCGUCCUCAGGCCGACUCGUCACGCCCGAAGUCGCGACACGGCCGCCCUCUUUCCAGCGCUGGCCUAUCUUCUGCGGCAUUCUCCGCACUGGAAUCACCCAUGCCUUCACCUACCAAACAGCCGGGCGAAAUCACCACAUUAUUUAAGGAUUUCUUCGGACCGCCACGCCCUAGAAAGGACUUUAAGGUUGACGCGGGCGAGGUGUUGAUGAGCCACCCCGAGCCAGUAGCUAAGAUCCAAACCCAGGAGGUUCAGAUGUACCGACUCUCGGGCGACGGCAAGAAGACGCCCGUGUCGUCGCAGAACGAGCGUGUACUUUUUGAUGGCGAGAUGUACAUUUGUGCCCAUAGCUUCAAGUCUGCAGCUGGGUCAGGCACCGUCGAAUUGUACUUUUGGGUCGGUGAUGAGGUUCCCGAGGCUCUGGCACAAGACGCGCAAAUUUUUGCCCAAAGGGAAGCCAAGGCUAUCGGCGGCAGACUUUUGAAGCUGUACCAAGGAAAGGAGACGACCGAGUUCAUGCAAGCCCUGGGCGGCGUCAUUAUCGUGCGACGCGGCUCCAGCGACCGCUUCGACAGUCUGGCCCCGCACAUGCUUUGCGGCCGCCGAUAUCUCGGACAGGUUGCUUUUGACGAGGUGGACAUGAGCACUUCUAGCCUCUGCGCUGGAUUUCCCUUUAUCAUUUCGCACAGCGGCAAGUGCUGCCUGUGGAAGGGUAAAGGCAGUGAUGUAGACGAGCUGAGCGCCGCCCGACUGGUUGGUAUGGAGAACACCAUUUCUGGCGAGCUCAUGGAGCUCGAAGAGGGCAGCGAGCCGGUUUCGUUCUGGCAACUGUUCGAGGAAGGCCAAGCCAAGUCUCACUCUGCCGAUCACUGGCGCCUCAAGCCCAACUACAGCAAGUAUGGCAGCAGACUGUUCUGCUCUGACGCCGAUGCGCGCCACCAGAUUACAGAGAUUGCGCCCUUUAACCAGACGGACUUGUCACCUCUGAAGAUUUAUGUGCUGGACGCCUUUUUUGAAAUGUAUGUUGUCGUGGGCUCCGGUGCGCAGUCGCAAUACUCGUCCUUCCGCAACGCGCUCGAUUUUGCGCAAGAAUACGCCAUCCUAUCUGCGAGUAUGGAGGACCGCCCAUUUGUGCCCGUUUCUACCAUUGUGCUGGAGGGCAUCCCGCGAGAUCUGAAGCGCGUGUUCCGCAAGUGGGAGGAUGCGCGCAACCCCACGGUGACGAACACGUACCUAAGGCGCGGGCGCAGCUUGAGGGUUGUGCCGCUGUCGCAGGCGCUGCAGGCUCUGAGCGAGUAG